AUGGCAGCACCACACUACCGAAAAAUCGAGCUUCAGUCUCCAGCAGACUUCACCUAUCUCUACGCCAACACAGUCGCGCUCUCCCGCCAAAAACUCGACCUCCACCUCCCCCCUUCCGCAACAGACAAUGAAGCCCCAGAUCCGAUGCGCGAACGCGUCCGGGAGCUAGUCGACGAGUACAUAAACGAAACCUUCGAAUCAGCAUCCUCAUCAAUCAGCAUCAACGGCCUAGACUCCUCAUCCCCCCAAUUCCCCUUCCCGGCAGCCUUCACCGCGCCAACCGAACAAAUCGAGUACGAGCCCUUCGACACAGAACUCGCAGCGCGCGUGGCAGCGCUGUAUGCACAGCUGGAAUCGCUUAAUACGACAGUCGCGCAGCAGAGACGGGACGCGCCGAGACGGGCGGCGAAGGAAUAUGCUGCGCAGUUGAACAAGAUUAUUCAAGAGGAAGACGAGGAGAUGGAUGGGGCUGGGGGAAAUUUGCCGGGUCAAUCGGAGGGCACAAUUCCCAGCGGUGGUGAUUCUACGGGUGCAGAGGCCGGGUCGGCGCAGUCUCGACCCGCUAAGUACGACCCGGCGUGGACUUUGCAGGUUGAGCUUGGGACGGAGGCGGAACAGGAGAGGUGGAAGAGUGGCGAUGUUGCGGGGGUUUAUGAGGAUGCUUUGCGGAUGCUGUUAAGGUUGCAGGGUGAGGGGGAUGCUAGUGAGGUUGGUGAUGAAGGUAAUGCGUUGGCGAGUACUGUUGGUAAGGCUGAGAGGGCUGGGCGUGCUGCGGAAGUGGUGGAAAAUAUGACGAAGUAA
This is a messenger RNA of Penicillium bovifimosum, 801 nucleotides long. RefSeq lists its product as uncharacterized. The transcript is spliced from 2 exons. The coding region runs from base 1 to 801 and encodes 266 amino acids. Gene Ontology annotation, cellular component: kinetochore; MIS12/MIND type complex. Lineage: Eukaryota; Fungi; Ascomycota; Eurotiomycetes; Eurotiales; Aspergillaceae. The record is from RefSeq and is a predicted model, not a curated record. Gene Ontology annotation, biological process: mitotic sister chromatid segregation.